GGAUAUGUCCGAGCGCUUCCACAUGACAAAGCUACAGCGCGUCUGGAAACCAGGAACGGAACACGGGCGUUUUGGAAAAAGCGUCGACAAGAACAAUUUCUGCAUCUUUACCUGCCGCCUCGGCUCGCUAACAAACAACUUCAGUGACCGUUUUACUUUUUAUUUUCUGUAACUGCUGAGAGGGGCAGCUGCCCUCUUUCUUUUUCCUUCUCUCCAAGUGAACUUUAUAGGGAUGUUAUAUCUGAGCAUCACCGCGCUGAAUGCCCGCAUAGUGCCGAAGUAAGUGUAGGACGAGUGUGAAGAGUGAAACGACUGGAGAGACUCGGUCCUCUUCUUCUACUACUACUACUUUUUUGCUCGGUUUAAUACACAGGAGGGGGAAAAAACAGAGGGAGAGAGAGUGUGUGUGUGUUUGUGUGUGCGUGUGCAGGAGAGAGAGAGAGAGAGCGAGAGAGGGGAAGAGAGAGAGAGAGAGAGAGAGAGAGAGAGAGAGAGAAGUCGCACCGGUUUUUUGGAGCUACGCUUUCAUGCCGUCAGUCUUGCGGACUCUGAGAUGGACGUCAGAUUUUAUCCAGCUCCCCCUUCAAGCGUGGGUUCAUGUACGUUACCGACUGACUCCGGUUUGGACUAUUACCACUCCAACAAGAGCAGAUACAGUGCUGCAGAUCGAGGUGUGAGGCUCUACAGUUCCCUGCCCAUGCGCCCAAACCCUGACGGCAAGAGACUGCCCUCUACUGGGUUUGAUGGUGACAACAUGUACAUGAAUGAAAACAACCACGAGUUCCUCCCGCCAAACCAGAGCUACACCGGUCAGACUGGCGGUGGCGGGGGAGGAGGUGGAGGUGGUGGAACGGCCAGUGGAAAUGGAGCCGGUGAUGAAGACUACGAGAUCCCCCCCAUCACUCCACCAAACCACCCCGAGCCUCCUCUUCUUCACCUGAUGGAGCACGACUCUACAGGCUACCUCUGCCACUCGCUGCCACACAAUGGGCUCAUCAACCCUUAUUCCUACCCAGAGCUGCCCACACUCAUGAUGUCUAACAUGCUGGCACAGGACAGCCACCUCGUCUCCAGCCAAAUGCCCUCGAUGCAGGAGAUGGCUUUGCAUCACCACCAACAGCAACACCAUCACCAGCACCCAGACGGCACUCAUUAUGACCCCGCCCGUAACCACCCCCUGAUAAACAACUCACCUCCGAUACUUCCCAACCCCAUGAGUGCACUGACCCAGCUAAACCCUCAGGUCAGCCGGAGUGCACUGCCUCAUGGUUCCCCCUCACCUCCCGGAAGUAAAUCAGCCACACCCUCUCCCUCAAGCUCCAAUCAGGAAGAGGAGACUGAUCCUCAUUUGAAGAUGGUCUUCCAGAUCACGGGCGAGAAGCGGCCGUCUUCAGAGAUGAUGAAGCCCAAACCCAAACCCCAAAAAAAGAAGAAAAAGAAGGAUCCCAACGAGCCUACAAAGCCUGUGUCAGCCUAUGCCUUGUUCUUCAGAGACACCCAGGCAGCCAUUAAAGGACAGAAUCCCAACGCCACCUUUGGAGACGUAUCCAAGAUAGUAGCCUCCAUGUGGGAUGGACUGGGAGAGGAGCAGAAACAGAGCUACAAGAGGAAAACAGAGGCUGCUAAGAAGGAGUACCUGAAAGCCCUGGCCGCCUACAGAGCUAGCCUGGUUUCCAAGACAUAUAAUGAUCCGGUGGAGACAAAAAGUGCCCAAACAAGCCAGGCUUCACCACAUAUGAUGCCAGCCAACCCGCCCCUAUACAGUGUGCCACCACCCCCACAGCCGUCGUCACCCUACCUGGGGCCCGGGGCCUUCCCUCUCACCGACCUGCAGAGCUACGCAGGACACGCCCCUCGCCACACACUGUCGCAGACGCUCAGCCAAUCACAGAUGCUGCCCAGCAUUAGUGCCUCUCCCCCUUCCUCCUUCCAGAUCAGCCCACCCCUUCACCCCCACCAGCAGCUCUCCCUGCACCAGAGCUCGCUCCUCAACCAGCCUAUCCGCAUGCAGCAGGUCCAGUCCCAGCCAAUCAUCUCUCACCAGAUGGGGCUGCAGGCCUCUCUUCACUCCCCACCUCCUGGUCAGCAGGGUUUUUCCCACCUCCAGUCAGAGUAUCAGAAGAGCAUUGGGGGUUCCCAGUCUCCAGGAGCUCCUGGCCCUGGUCCAGGCCCUGGAGUGGCUCAGAGCCAUGACUGGGACAGUGAAUACUGCAAUCGGGAGUGUGGCAACCACUGCAGUGGCAGCAUGAUUGGCAGGGACAAGCCACUCUACCUCACCUGAAACUGAAGAUCAUGCUCUGUCAACAAAUACGACACCGAGGAGUCUACUCCCCCCCACCGACCCCACCCCCAUCCCCUGACCCCCCCCCCACCCCCAUCCCCUGAACCUUCUUCUGAUGCACACACCUACACACAGUUCACACUUAACAUACAGUACAAUUACAUACAUACUGACGCAAACACACACACACACACACAAACACAUUUCACCUCCCAGAUACCACCACCACCACCACCACCACCUUUUUUGUCAAUGUAAUAAUUAUUUCUCUAAGUUUCUAGAAGAACUUGUGACCAGAGCUUUUUGAAUAGAUGACUGCUGUCUGUACCACUUAAUGUAUUAGCAGUCCUCUCGCUGUUUAAAAAAUUUGCCAAGCACUUAUGAAGCCCCCCUCUCCCCUCGCUCCCUCCCUCCCUCCUCUCUGAGUUGUGUUUUCUAUGCCCUCUCCAAUACAGGCUGGGCUGUGGAGCACUCAUCUUCUGUGUCCCCAUCGAAGUCCCCUCAGGGACCCCAUCCAGCUUUAAUUAGAAUGAGAAGAAAAAAAUACUCUUCCUCUUCUUUAAUCAUUUUUAAUUUCCUUUUGUGUUCUUUUUUUUCUUUUCUUUCUUUCUGUUGUUGUUGUUGUUGUUGUUGCUGUUUUAUUUAUUUCUGGCUUGCAAAUUUGUUCCUUUUUUUUUGCCAAUAAGCGUUGGGCCCUGUACUGUAGAAAAAUAUUAACUUCUAGUAGGUUCAGCGCAGGCUUAGAUGUUAUGGUAGCUUUGCUUAAGGGCCUGCAAAUUAAUACAAAAAGCUUGGGUCAGGAAGAGAAACAAAACAAAAAAAAGAAUCUUUUUUUAAUAUUAAAGACCUGUCGAGGUCUACUGAGCUGUCACAGUGUGAUUGUAAAUAUCACUUUUAUGGGAUCAAAUUGGGAAUUGGAAGUCCAGAUAGAUUUGUUUCUUCUUUAAUAUUACAUGUAAGUCAUUUUGUGUGUGUGUGUGUGUGUGUGUGUGUGUGUGUGUGUGUGUGUGUGUGUGUGUGUGUGUGUCUGGACGUUAGAAUGUACCCCAUUCAUGACGUGUGCAGUUGAGUGUGUAUGUGUGUAUGCGCACGGACACACACACUUUCGUGCGAGAGUGUUUCAGUGUUCAAGUGUCGAGUCUUUCUCGUGAAUUUUAACAGCCUUGUGCAGCUGGAUUUCAGAGGAGUAUUUCACACUCUCGUUCUUGCAUUAAAUCUGUGCUCACUGGUGUGUUUUUUUCCAAUAAAGUUCAAUCUAAAACUGAAUACACAAUAUGUGUCCUGCAGAUCAUUAAAUGGAAAGAGCCAGGUGAGAGAUAGAGAAGAGCAAAGCGAUAGAAAGAGAGAAAGAAACGCUGUGAGAUAAAAUGAGAUAUAAUGUUGCAGGUGGAAAAAAAGAUGAAAAAAAAGAAAAAAGAUAUUGCCUCAAAAUGCCCCGUCCCCACCCCGUUCCCCCCAUCCCUCCCUUUUCUUAUUUUGUCUGACCAUAAAGUCAAUUUUUGUCUCCUCGACAUGCAGAAGUGCAGUAAUGAAAUAUGUGAAUGGAGCCAUCACAUCCACAUUACAGUGAUUUUUAUAAGUUUCUAGUUGGUGUUUGGUUGUGUUGAUCUCAUCUUUUUAACUUUUUGUGUGAUUAACAGAAAUGCAUUUUGCUGACAAAGACAUCUGUAUUUAUCUCUUUACUGUAGCAUAAUUUCAGUUUUAGUUGUUA
Molecule: messenger RNA, 3992 nt
Organism: Larimichthys crocea (large yellow croaker)
Lineage: Eukaryota; Metazoa; Chordata; Actinopteri; Sciaenidae
Gene: tox2
Product: TOX high mobility group box family member 2
Exons: 10
Coding region: 554-2281 (575 amino acids)
Biological process (GO): regulation of transcription by RNA polymerase II
Cellular component (GO): nucleus
Molecular function (GO): chromatin DNA binding
Source: RefSeq, a predicted model, not a curated record